CCAAAAGUCUAAUUUACGCUUGCAGUAGUUCUUCUCUCCAGUGCGAAAAACCCUAGAAAAUGUGCGUUCUAAGAACCAACGGAACACGAUCGAAUCAUGUGGGAUCACGCAUCGCGUCAGCUCCUCGUCAGCUACUAGCAAGUCGGAUUCAGCGGCGGAUUGGUGACCUUCUUCCUUGAUCUUACACGCCUCCUCAAUUUCAUCGUUGAAAACUAGAACAAGAGCCAGCUCGUCGUGUUGCUCUUAAAUUUUCGAUUUUUAUUUGAUUCCAUCGCAUUCCAGUGAAAUUUGCAUCUUUUCUCCUCGCUUGUCCUGUUCUAGCCCUAAAGCGGCGGCGGUCAUUGGAUCCCGAGACCGGAACAGCUCCGCCUAAUCUCGCCCUUUUUUUAAUCUUUUAUCUACUCCCACGUAAGGAUUUGACAUCGGCAGUCGGGAGUGGAAAAGGAAAAGGAAAAGGAAUAGAUUAAGCCCUAAAGCACUCUUGCUCCCAGUGUGUUUGAUGGAGAUUGGAUAGAGCUCGGGAACAGCUGUAUCCAAUUACCCAAAAAAACUUUGAACUUUCGCCCCACAAUCCACAUACGCUACUGUUGCUUGUAUCUUCCAUGAAUGUCUCUAUAACUUUCCCUCCCUUCGCCAUCCUGCCUUCACUCAUUCUCUUUGCUCCCUCCCUCCUCUCUUGCUGGUCCUCCGCCCGCCGGACUGCGGUGGUUCUGGCGAUUCUGCUGACGGAAAUGCGGAAAGAUUUAAUUUUUGACGAAGUGGUUGUGGGUUGAUUGAGGUUCUGAAAAGGGGGAGUUUUUUUUGAGGAAGAGAAAAGUGCCACUAUUGUACUACGUUCUUGAUCUUUCCAAAAAGCUUCGCCUUUGGACUUCGAGUUCUUGAACAGUUGAACGGCCUUGGAGGAAGCAAAAAAUGCAAAGUGGCCAUUUCUUAGAACGAAAGCUUUUGACCGGAUAAACCAAGGCAUGGAGAUCAUUGAUCGAUACUUUUGACAAUCAUGGAUCCACAGAUUUUUUUCAGAUUGUCUAUUGGAUCCUUGGGGCUAAGAUUACCAGUGGAUGCAUUGAAGGAUAGACCAAGUGCAGUACCUGCAUAUUCGAAGUGUUCGUGUGACAUACGCCUGGGAGAUCUUCCCAUUCGACGAACAAGAGUGCCCCUAGUCUCAUCCCCUCGAGGCAGUCCUGAUGCUAUCAGCAAUCCUGUUGUAUUCUAUCUCGCGGAAUCUGAUGUCAAGACACUGACAGUGUCAAGACAUUUCAGUGUGCCAAAACCGAACCUUCAGAUUACUGUGUACAUGGGUAAGCAGGGUUCACAUUGUGGUGUCACUGGUAGAAGGCUGGUAAUUGGGUGUCUCGGAUUAGAAAUAGGACUCGAACAGUUUGAGAAACCGACACUGCUUCAUAAUGGGUGGAUCGGUCUUAGGCAGAAGAAAGGGGGGGAGGUUUCGAAACAUGGACCCGAGCUUCAUUUACAGGUGAGAUUGGAUCCUGAUCCCAGAUAUGUCUUUAAAUUUGAAGAUGAAACUACCUUGAGUCCACAAAUAGUUCAGCAACAGGGUGCCAUCAAGCAACCGAUAUUUAGCUGCAAGUUUGUCAAAGAUCGAAGAUCGAGCAUGAGUGAUGAGGAUGGCGACGACGCUGAAAAGAGGGAGAGAAAAGGUUGGAAGGUAAAGAUUCACGAUCUCUCAGGCUCAGUUGUGGCUGCUGCUUUCAUGGCAACUCCAUUUGUGCCGUCGACGGGUUGUGACCGAGUUGAUCGUUCCAACCCAGGUGCAUGGCUCAUACUCCACCCCAAUGCAGCUGGCUCUGCCGAGAGCUGGCAACCAUGGGGCCGCCUCGAGGCAUGGAGAGAAAUCGGUCAUCCAAGAGACACUAUAUGCCUUCGGCUCCAAAUUCUAUCAGAAGGCCAGGAAGCCAGCAUCCUUGUUUCUGAUGUAGCAAUAAACACCGACAAGGGAGGAGAAUUCAACAUAGACAUGGACCGACAUGAACCUAUUGCCGGCGGUUUUGUGAUGAAUUGCAAGGUGUCUGGGGAGGAGAAGUGUAGCGAGCCACUGGUUCAACUGGCAGCGCGACAUGUUACCUGCGUGGAGGACGCGGCUAUCUUCAUGGCACUCGCGGCCGCGGUGGAUCUUAGUGUCAAGGCAUGCCGGCCAUUUGGAAGGAAGGCAAAGAAGGGGGUUUUUGGCCAUUCUUUUUGUUCCUAGCAUAGCAAGGUGUAUGUUCUAGCAUUUUAUCAAAUAGUUCGUUCGACUUGUGCUUGGACUUUAUCGAUCUUCGCUAUGCGAAUAUGAUGCAUAAAUAUUGUCAGUGCGUAUGUCUCACAAAUGCGGAAGCUUUUGCACUAAGUUCUUAUAAAUUUUGUGGGAGUCAAA
Messenger RNA from Zingiber officinale, 2374 nucleotides. RefSeq lists its product as uncharacterized. The record is from RefSeq and is a predicted model, not a curated record. The transcript is spliced from 4 exons. Lineage: Eukaryota; Viridiplantae; Streptophyta; Magnoliopsida; Zingiberales; Zingiberaceae. The coding region runs from base 998 to 2206 and encodes 402 amino acids.